This is a messenger RNA of Salmo salar (Atlantic salmon), 3162 nucleotides long. Lineage: Eukaryota; Metazoa; Chordata; Actinopteri; Salmoniformes; Salmonidae. The record is from RefSeq and is a predicted model, not a curated record.
GCUUGACUGCCGUUUGACAAAUAAAAAUAUUAUCUUGUCCAUUAUAAUCUCAUCUUGUAGACUAGCCUACCCAUACAGUCUACCUUCACUAUAUCUGUGAGCUGUUGUUGGCUAGAGUGCACAUGCCAAGACCAGAGUAGGCACAUUUUUUAUUUAACGCAACAGUUUUUGUGACAAAACAAUCAGCAGAGUUGAAAAUGCCAUGGAAACACAUUGAACUUUAGAUUUUUUUCGGUACAUGAAAACUUAAGCUAAAAAGUAAAUUUUGUGUGCACUAUGUCACCACACACAGAUUUUUACCCACAAGAAGUCUGUUUGGUGGAAACACACCACUGACGGAAAAAUGUGCAUAUUUUCUUCAUGUGGAUUCUAAUUGGAUGGAAACCUAGCUGCUAAUUUAAGUACUUCCACUUCAACUUAAUUUUUUGUCAUCUCGUCCUACCACAACAUUUCUUUAUGACACCGUCAGUGAAAAGACGUGCCACUGGCAUCAUACAUAUUAUAUAGUAUGCUAUCGUGAGUGACUAUCUUUAAAGUUUGGUCAGUCUACUGUAACGGCAGGCAACUCUCCACAUUCAGAACAGUCUUUGAGGAAUAAUUUAUCUUCCAUUCCAUGGCUCCUAACUUCUGUGAACCCAUGGUAAAUACUAAAGUGACUGUAAAUGCACUGAAAGAGAAAAAGAAAGAGUCAGAGAUGGAACAAGUGUGUCAUCAGGAUGUUGAUACCUAUGUGAACACCUGUCAUUUGUCCUUUGCAGGCUUCAUUAUUAACAAGUGUAAGUGUGUCCCUUGUCUCGAUGGCCACUACUGGUACACGCAGAACGGCCUUCCGAAGUGUGACCCCUGCAGCAAAGCCUGCUCAGUUGAUCAGCACUUGACACAGGUGAAGGAAUGCAGCCGGGACUCAAACCGUGAGUGCCACUGUGACAGCGGCUUUUUCUGUGACAUCGCUGCCCAGUAUACCUGCAGGAGGUGUAAGCCGUGCUCUCCCGGAACCUUCUCCAACAAACCAAACCUAACCAUGUCCUGCAAACCCCACACAGAUUGUGGCCAUAAGGGAAUGAUCAUGGUGACAGAGGGCACUGCCUCUCAGGAUCGUGUAUGUGCCCAGACCUCCCCUAACUCUCCUACAACCACUGCACCUCCAACUGUCCACAGCUCAGAGAUAGGCUUUCAUUCUUCUACCUCCAGUGGAGUCAGCACCACCCGAAAACCCCCCAUCAUAGCAUUCCCAUCUAGACUGGUGGGGUCUACAUCUCCUGAUGGUAUGGCUCUUAUGGGAGCUUUCUCACACUUGAGUGAAUCCAAGCAUUUCCUGCUCUGUCCACUGGAGGGCUUUAACAUGCUUCACCAGUCCAGCACUAGAGGUUUCAUUGUCCUGCCAUCUAAUCACACUCAUUUUCUGUUUAUUCCAGCCUUUCCCAAAGCCAUAAUUUACACAUCUGCAGACCCUUUACCAGCCUUACUCACCAGGCCUUCUUUGUCCCAAGCCCAGAGCGAGCCCUCUACCUCCCUCCCAACUAGGAAACAAGUCACUGAACACAGCUCCUUUGACCCCAACACAAAGCUUACCACCAGGAGAAACCCCAGCAAGGUGGACAGUAACACCUCACCUGCAGAGUCUGCCUCUACACCUCCUCUUACCACAGAAGACAACGCAACAGAUACUGGACCGAGCCCUCCCACUCUCCCUUGGCUGCUGCUGAUAGGUGGGCUACUAGGGGUUGUCGUGCUGCUGGUUGGUUACUUUGUCCGUUGUAGGGAGAGGUCACUGAAGUCCAUGGACAAGUGGAAAGGUCCAGUAUUUGGUAAAAAUACGGAUUCCUAUAUACAGGCCCAGCCACCACAGGAGAGUUGCCCACACCUGGAGGCCCAGCAUCUUCUGGGGAGGGAGACUGGGGGAAAUCCUAGACAGGAUGGUGCAGGGUUGCUACCUCCAGGGGUCAUGAAGCAGCUCACAGUGGACCACUCUGGAGGAGAGAACAUUAGCAACACAGUGGGGUCCAUUUACAUCUACUCUCCGGGGACGGUUGUCCUGGGAUACAACAAGUCGGAGAGGAAGGUGGAUCAAGUGGAGAGUGGAGUAGAGGGCUGUCCCCUCACCAGAACACCCCAGCAGGAGUCCUCCUGCCCCCUCCCUGAGGGCCCUGCUCUGGGGCCAGAGAGAAUGAGUACACAGGAGGAGACCUGCAAAGAGCUGAGAUACCCCAUCCCGGCCACCAGCAACUGGGAACUAGAAAAAAAAUGAAAUUGAGGAUUAACUAUGGAAAAAGCCUGAGGAGGAGCAACUUCAUUCAAUAUCAAAUAUCAUCUCUAGGGCAAGAAUGCAGACAGAAUAUUAUUUGCUACUGUAAAGACUGUUAGACUGGAUGGCUUCCUUCUGUACAAGGAUUGCAAAAGCCACUGGGGUCCCUCAGGGGUCUUCUAUUAUGAAUGAGUGACAGUUUGUUCCAACUGUAUGUAAUAGUCUUAGCACGGUUUCAAAUUCACUGUAAGUCACUGUUGUGACAGCAGUGCUGGGACAGUAUUUGAGAGCAAUGCAUGGUCUGUUUGAUAUGGGGUGUCGACACUGUGAGUCGGAGUUUCCCAUAAUUGGGUACAUGUACACAAUGGCGCCAGAUCGUGUGAGAGUCUAAGUGUAUCAACCACAGAAACAGUGAAGACAAGAAAUUCAUAUGAGGUGUGAAGUAACCUAUGUAACCAUGAUACAAGUAGGGUUUGGGGUGUGAAGAGCUUACAAUUUCCAUUGUAAAGUAAUACAGUAAUACCAUGUUCACGGGUUACAACCUUUGUUCUGUGAAUCUAUGAUCAAGACAUUGCUAUGUACAGUAGCCUACAGGACGAAGACAGAAGAAAGAUGACUUUAUAACAGACAAUAGCAAUCUGUUCCAGUCUAUUCCUUGACAGAAAUGUACACAAAUGAACAAACUAUUUCAAGUCACCUCUUUAUGGUGAAACCACUUAUGUAGUUGACUAUGACUAUGUGCAGCCAAUCACUGUCUGUUAAUCAUGCAAAUGUAAUAUUUUGUCUGUUUGACAAAUGCAUGUGACGUAGGCUAUGCCAUAGCAUGAGCUGUUUUUUUUAUCCUUCAGAAAUUGUAGAACUGUUUCAAGCAAGUGUUUACCGACAAAAUACAAUUUACGAUGAUUUCUGUAUUAGUA